AAACCGUUAUAUCCUUUAACGGUUUUCUUAUAUUUUCAUUGUUCUCGUUUUAUCCCUCACGACGGUGCGAUCGUAGCCUAUAAAACUAACCCCUGCACGUAGUCACCCUAUUUCCGUUUUCACAUUUGCCGCUCAAUCGUCUUUCCGUCGUUUGUCCGUUCGCUGCAUUACGUUGCUCUGCUCUUUUCUUACUGCUUAGUUGCAGCCGUCUUGUUACGGUUAAUUUGUUACUUAUUUAUUUUAAUUUCUUAUCCAUUCGUUUGCCCGCGGACAGUGUGCGGUACAUAUUUUAUUUCGUAUCCGUUGAAAACGUAUUCUUAUUUUUUUUUUGUAUAAUUAUUCCCAAACGUGAAAUUGAUCCCUAUACAUUUUAAUUUCCGUAACAUACUGCUGUAGACCAGACAUAAAAUGUCGUUCGUGAAAAGCAAAAUCAAGCGGUUCAACGAGGUCUCAAGUUGUGCUCCUGCUCCUGGAACAUAUGAUCCAAAAAGUCCUGGUCCAAAAACAAUUAAAGGAACUAAAUUUAAUAAAGCAGAAAGAUUCAAAGAACCUUCUGUUCCUCAAACUAUCCAAAAAACAGUUAAAGUUCACUCUACUUUCAAAAUCCCAUCAAAUUUUAGUUCACAAAGUUCAAUUCAUACAGAAUGUUCCAAAAGGUCCAACAAAACCAUAGAUUCUACUUCAACAAGAAAUAGCCCCAAAAAAAUAAAUGCCAAACGCCUUAAAGAAUUAAAAAAGUUGGAUUCUGAUCUUACCAAAGCUCUUACAGAUAUUGAAAAACUAAAUACUGAUUCUAAAAACACAACUGAUACCUGUAAGGAUUAUAUAAAUUCAUGCCGCAGUGCUUGCCCAGAGGCAUUAAAUAAUCGUGUGUGCAGAAUGGUUAUUGAAAACUCACAAGCCGCUUUAUAUGCAGUUUGCAAUCGUUUACGUGAUACACACAAACAUAAUGAUGAGUUACUAAAUGAAAUUGCACAACUUAAAGAAGAAAUCGGUGAAAAAAAAAGCUUUGAACAAUUAGCUGCUGAUCAAAUUGCUGUAGUUGAACGUAAUCUUACUGAAAAAGUUAAUGAUUACAUGAAGAUUUCCGAGACUGUUAAAGAUAAUUGGUUGAUGAAAAUGAGAUUUAUAAUGGUAUCCUUGGAUGAACUAGAAACUAUGGUAGAUGAUAAAGUGAAAGAAAUUAUUCAAAAACUUAAAUUGGAUAUUGAAGAAACUGAUCCCGAAGGACAAAACUAUAGGCAACUGUUAGAGAAAUAUAAAAAGACUGUUGAGAGAAAUAUUCAACUUGAAGAAAUUGCUGUUAAACAUGAUAAUUUAGAAAAGAAAAUUAUUGAUUUGACUAAUGAGAAAAAUGCACUGAUUGCCAAAUUACGAAAUAACAAGUCAUCUGGCUUAUCAAAGAAUCGUCUGGAUGCUUUGGCUACACCUCGCAGGCGUGUUGAUGCUGAGAAUAUUGCCCCCAUAAAUAAAACUUAUGUGCUCAAAAAUACUAAUACUGUAAAAACUAUUAAACCUGUAGCUCAAUCUUCUCCAUUGAGGGAAAUGAAUUGGUAAUAAUUAAUUUAGUAUAUUUUUCUGUGAAAUGUUUAGACCAUUUUAGUUUUGUAUUCUUCUUUUUUUUUUUUUUUUUAUCAAUGUGUCCACUUAGU
This is a messenger RNA of Sipha flava (yellow sugarcane aphid), 1652 nucleotides long. Its product is annotated as hyaluronan mediated motility receptor-like. The transcript has 6 exons. The record is from RefSeq and is a predicted model, not a curated record. NCBI's taxonomy places the organism in Eukaryota, Metazoa, Arthropoda, Insecta, Hemiptera, Aphididae. Gene Ontology annotation, molecular function: hyaluronic acid binding. Bases 409 to 1557 code for a protein of 382 amino acids.